Helobdella robusta is the source of this 1713-nucleotide messenger RNA. RefSeq lists its product as hypothetical. Bases 1 to 1713 code for a protein of 570 amino acids. The transcript has 11 exons. Lineage: Eukaryota; Metazoa; Annelida; Clitellata; Rhynchobdellida; Glossiphoniidae. The record is from RefSeq and is a predicted model, not a curated record. Gene Ontology annotation, biological process: Rho protein signal transduction; regulation of Rho protein signal transduction. Gene Ontology annotation, molecular function: actin binding. Gene Ontology annotation, cellular component: plasma membrane.
AUGCCCUCGGACGGAGCACAAUACGAAGUUGACCACCUCCUGAAUCUAGAAAUCACUCCCUCGUCGCUGGCCCAACAGGGUACAGAGGGCGACAGAAACUCUACCUCCUCCUCCUCAUCCCUCUCCCCACAACUGGUCAUCUCGAGACCAGAGGAAGCCAUAAUAAGGUUGCAUGAACUCGACCGGACAAAAUGUUUCCGACCUGUAAGGGUCAUUCUUAAACUUGACCCCACCGAGAUGAAGAUUAUUGAUAAGAAUACUAAAAACGUUGCCGAAAGAAUUCCAUACUACAGCAUCACUCCUUGUCCUGAGACGUUUGUGAGGAGUGUGAUGGACAAGUGUGGCAACUUGGUGCUCAUGAAGAUCGAGGAUUAUUUACAGAUCGCACCGGCCCAGUUCUACAUAUUUCAGUUUGACACUAAAAAGGACGAACAAAUAAAUUCGUAUCUAGCAUCAUCCAUAUCACACGACACAAACAUUUCAAGUACAGUCUGCCUUUUUUGUAUUCUGGCAGGAGAGCGUUCGAACGAGCCUGUCGCCAAAGAGUUUCUGAAAAAUUUUGAUGCUGCGAAGACGAAAGAUAGUAAAAACGGUCCACCACCGGCUGCUGCAGCCUCGGCGAAGCAACCACUGGUCGGCACGUCGUCAUCCUCCUCUAGGACGUCAAUCAACAUGGCCGAUUGGUACGACGAGGAAGGCGCCAAAGGAACAGCUAUGGCGACAAUAAAGUACAAGCAGAAGUCGUUGCAGCUACCACCAGCGCGCACUGUCUUCCAACAACAGAACGACGAUCAGCAGCAGAGGGAUGUUUAUUUGGAACUACUGAAUAGGUGUCUGGACGAAGUUGAGUUGUUGGUGACGAAACUCCAGGACGUUGCAGACGCCUACAAGCAGUUGGAAGAGAGGAAGAAAAACAGCAGGAAAUCCGGAUUUGGAGAUGGCAUGCUGGUCAUGAGAGCUCGACCACCAACCAGAGAAGAGUUCAUCACAGUCUUCCAGUACAUUAAGCUCUCUUUCAAUUUACUGGCCAAACUGAAGGGCCACAUCAACAAUCCCAACUCGCCAGAGAUUGUCCACUACUUGUUCCAGCCGUUGGAUCUGAUCGUUGAGGCCAGCUGCCAGAUCGUGGCUCGGAACGAGAAACCAAUCUGGGAGGAAGUGAUCACCCCUUUGCUGAACGACGAGACCAUCACCUUCUUGGAGGACUGCAUGUUCACAAAGGAGGUCGAACUCUGGAAGUGCUUGGGAACUGCAUGGAAUAUCGGAGCCGGAGAGAAGUUCGUGGUGCUGAUAGAUUUUUUCCUAUUUCCAGAUCUUUUUGGAUGCUGUGCUGCAGUAACAUUCCUAUGUACGUUCCGGUCUUCAGUGACGGGUGGUCUCCAGAUCCCAAAAUCAUGCCACCCCUGUCGGCUUCAUUCGCCCCAGCAGCCACAAUUUCCACAGCAGCCAGCCAACAAGAGACAAUCUCAAAUGGCUAUGCAACAAAUUAGGCAAGAAAUACAACAAGUUGAACAACAACAGCAAUAUUUUCCACCGUCUCGUCCACAACUGCCUUCUCCAACUGCUCCUAACGACAACAUGAUUUACCAGCAAAUCCCACUAUCGCAGCAGCAGUUGCACGACCAACAGCCUCAGCAGCAGCAAGUUGAUUACCUCAUCUCGCAAGGAAAAGAGUAUGCGUCGACUGAAAAAUUAUUUCAAAUUUUUUUAUGA